This is a messenger RNA of Branchiostoma belcheri (Belcher's lancelet), 4548 nucleotides long. RefSeq lists its product as uncharacterized. The transcript is spliced from 6 exons. The record is from RefSeq and is a predicted model, not a curated record. Gene Ontology annotation, biological process: cell surface receptor signaling pathway; G protein-coupled receptor signaling pathway. The coding region runs from base 341 to 3646 and encodes 1101 amino acids. Gene Ontology annotation, molecular function: G protein-coupled receptor activity. Lineage: Eukaryota; Metazoa; Chordata; Leptocardii; Amphioxiformes; Branchiostomatidae. Gene Ontology annotation, cellular component: membrane.
UCGGCCCGGUACGAAUACCCAUAUCUGCACUAUGAACUUGAAGAACGUGCAUUAAGUGUCGCCGUGACUUAACCAAAGUGUUUUUUUCCUAACCGGUACCAGCUACCGUUCAGUACACACAGUAAAGAGUUGCUCUCCCCUGGUUCUCACCUGUACUCAACUUAUCUCUUAGUGGUGCCAGGUAACUCUGAACACCUGCUCUGCCGCGAUCUUUCCCAAGAUACCGCUCGUCCCUACAUAAACAGUGACGGUGAGUGCACUUUGCAACAUUUAGUUAACGGAGAGCUAGGUGCGCCCCAAGGCAAGCCAAAGCUGUCUCAAUGUCGCUGCUGGUUAGAAAAUGUGUGCUCUUCUAAGCCUGUCUACGACCAUGUAUCUUGUGGCAGUUCUCCUGCCGCUUGUCUUAGCCCUACCGGCUGUUACGGACCCGAGGGAGGAAUUAGGCCUCUUUGCUACAGGGAUUGAAGCUUCGCAAAAUCCCGCCAUAUGGAUACGAGAACCGACGUCGGAAUACACGCGAGCGUCUUGCGAAACGAAGAGAAGUUCGCGGGUGGUGAAGAGAAGAAUACCUGACUUGGAGGACGAGAUAGCCAGCGUUUCGUACUGUCUGCCGCACGGCUCGUGUGAAGGCCACUGCGGAGAACACGACCCGGGUAACUCGUACUACCAGUCGUACUUCAACUGCCGCUGUGAUGUGGACUGUGAGAUUUUCCAGGACUGCUGCCCUGACUACUCGGCAGUUUGUGCCCAUCAUCACGCCGAAGAAGGGUCGGGCCACGCGGAUCCUUCAACCGCAGACCCACAAGACGGGUCAGAAGAUGCGGUAGAGAGCCCGCCUUUAGAAAAUUUCGAGUGUGUAAAACUUUCCGGCUAUUACCAAGACACAUACUGGGUCGUCACAAAGUGCCACCCAAGCUGGACGGACGGGGACAUACAGAAACAGUGCGAGAAAAGCGACAAUAUGGACUUUCUAUCCGUGUUUCCUGUCACGGGAGAGGACGGUUUUACCUACAGGAACGCCUUCUGUGCACAGUGUAACCACAUGACGAACUUCACCUUCUGGAACGUCUAUGCUAACUGCUGGGAGAGACCGCCUGAAAGCCGUGACCCCGCGAUCCUUCCCUCGUACCUGAACCACUCGUGUCUGGUCCGUAUCCGACCUGAGCGUGCCGAGAGGCCGCUCCGCCUCUGCGAGCCGGACCUGAUCGCGUCCUGCCCGCCUGACAGUAACUCAACCAUCGCAGAGAUCUGUGGAUCGUACGAGUCCAUUGUGCUUGGCGGGGACUCCAAAGCUCCACUGAAAGCCUACAAAAACAGACACUGCGCCAUGUGUAACGGCGUCGACAAUGAUGAUCACUUCUGUCCGGUGUGGCGUCGCAUUAAUGGCUUUUACUGGACUUUAGGCGUUGACCAUCCUUCGGCUACUUCAAACCUACAAAAUAGCCGACAGUUGGGCCUUCCUGAUUCCGGAACGUCCAUGGACUUUAGCGGGCCGUUGGGAUGGCUGCCCGCGGCCUUUUCCGUGCUUAUGGACUUCGACCCUGUCCGGGGAGAAAGCUCUUUCACGUACACCGAUCUCACCAACCCCGCGGCUGCCGAAGACGUGGAGAUGGUGUCGUGCGAGGCAGGACAGAUCUACGACCCCUUCCUGACGAUCUGCAGGUCCGUGUUCUGUGGCGACGGCUUCUCGUACGACUUCUGGAACAAGAUGUGCGUCUCCAACCAGAACAGUAGUCAUGUCUUGCAAACGAUUCACAUCACGCUCACAAUCCAGAUUCAGGCGUAUUCCUCCAUUGUAAACGAAGAACUCGAGCAUCAAGUGAUCGGAGCCGUGACUGGACUCUUUAACAUCAGCCAAGCAGGACUUGACUCUAUCAACGUGAACAUCGACAGCCCCUGGCAGCCUGUGAACACCAACGCCUCUUCGGGUGGAAGAGCUCCAGCAGACAGCCCUGUCCAGAACGGCCCUGUAGGAGAGUCCUUCUUCAGUAUGACGUUUUCCUUAGAGAUACCGAUCACUGAUAACAUGAUGAACGGCAACUAUAGCAAUUUCUUAGACAACCUGUAUGCGAAUCUUGAGGACUUUGACUUCUACAUUGCUGGCGUUCCAGUCAAUGCUAUAGACUCUGUGGAAGACGUCGAUGUCGACUCAUUCAAGUGCCAAAACGGAACGGUCGCAAGAGUCUACGACUACAUGGACUUCGUCCUCAUGACCGACCAAGAAAACAAUACCAUCCUACACGUCAACUCCACGUGCAAGUCGUUUUCUGAAGAGGAAUUCACGGUUUACUCCGUCAGUAUUCAUGCCUCCAAGUUCGGAGAACUCACGACCCAAAUCUCGCAAGUUCUCGUGUGCGUGGACGAGACUUCGUGCCCUAUCGUUCCUCUGAACCAGUCCGAGUACCAGCUUUUCCCGAACAAUUCCCUCCUGUACCUCGCCUGUGGCUAUGGGAACCAUCUACUGUAUCCCGGGGACUUCUGCAUCAUCAACGGCCGACCGCAUGUCAUGUUCUGUGAGAACAGUACAGACGACUCCGGGGUAGACUACCAGCCCGUGGAAGCCCCGCCCGCCAUCACAGCAGACAGAGUGGUGACUUUUGUAGCCAUGGUCGUGUCUCUUACAACCCUGGCCGCGACCAUAGUGACGUACCUCCUCUUCCCGUCCCUUCGAACGCUUCCAGGACUCACCAUCCUGAACCUGUCCACAUCCUUGUUCCUCUCCCAGGUCGUGUUUCUGUCGUCUGUAAACAGAGAGAACAUCUCCAGCGAUCUGCUUUGCAAGGUGACCGGCAUGGGCAUCCACUACCUGUACCUGACGUCUUUCUUCUGGAUGAACGUCACUGCCUUCAUGGUGUACAAGACGUUCGUAGUGGAGAAGACUAUCAUUGUUCGCUGCAGGUCUGACCACAUGAGAAAGGCCCUUCGCUACAUGGCGUACGCGUGGGGCUGUCCUCUGAUCAUCGUCUCUAUCUGCGCAGUCCUGGAGUUUGUUGACCUUGGCCCGCUGAAAGAUAUCGAGUUUGGGUACGGAGGCAAAGUGACGUGCUGGAUAUCCCGGCUGUACCCCCUCAUCUUCGCCUUCUUCGUCCCGCUCGCCAUCGUCAUCGUGGUCAACGCCAUUUUGUUCAUCAUCACGGUGAUUUCUAUCACCAGGACCCGCUCUGUACAGGGUAAGAACGCCCGACAGAAUGUGAAAGUGUACGUGCGCCUGUCCACCGUCAUGGGCUUCACGUGGAUCUUCGGCUUCCUGGCGGUCGUCGUCAACGCUCGGAUCAUUACAGAAAUCCUGUGGUUCCUCUUCAUCAUCUUCAACUGUCUUCAGGGAGUGUUUCUCUUCAUCGCCUUCGUCUGUAACACGAGGGUUCUCAACCUGUACAAGAAGAGACUCGGCAUGAAGCGGAAGGGCGGCCAGUUCGUGAGGGGCAUGAGCACCCCUCCGUGCAGCCCCAUCAAGAAAUCCCCCACCAUAACCACCUUGGUUCCGUCCUCGCCCCCUGUGAGCAUCAACACUAUCUCCGAGGUACGCAUGAAGAAAUCGCUGAGUCAGACGUUUCUGAUCCCGCCGUGUUCCGCCGAGUUUGACAACCCAACACCGCUUUACCCCCCUCCAGCGGAGAACGAGGAGGACACUGACACCAGGCUUUAGUGAUCUAAAUAACCGAAGAAACAAGAAAACAAAACAAAAGCAAAUACAAAUAUUUGUAAUACAAGCACUGGCCCCACUGUCAUUGGCUGAUUCAUAACAACACCAUACAGUUGCAAAUUACGUGGUCAAGAGAAAAAUGUAAGCCGCAAUCCAUUUUAAGUCCCUUUUAAAUUUGAUUGGGAAUUUUCUCUUUUCCCAGUUUCCACAAACUCAUACAAACUUUCAAGGCCAUUUGGCAUGUGUUUUAGCCUUACCUAAAAUGUGUGGGUGUAGCUUUCAGAAUGGUCGGGACCGUGCAAUAAGCAACCUUGGUUAUCAGCGCUCUAGCAAACACCGAUGGUUAGAAUAAUAGAAUACAAGUUGUCUUGUUGAAAUACUAUACAGACUUUGAGAGAAUUCGUCAUUGUGCGACAAAAUGAUGCAUCUAAAAGUAUGCUACUAAACACUAUUUUCGUCCUAUAUACUGAUAAAAACACUAGGCAGGUUGUGUAUGCUCGACCAAGGACAUUCUGCAAUUCUGUAAAACGUCCUUGGUUCGACAAACGAUGUAACACGACUGUGUCCCGUGUCCUCAUAACGCCAUAUCGCCUUUUCCUGGCGCUGGAACUAUGCAUCCGGCGGCCGCAGACUGCACGGAAGGCAGACAGCUGUAUGCUUGUAGGGAACGGCCUCGGUAAACAAUGUUAAUGUAGGACAGUUUACAUAUGAUAAAGUGCGUUAUGUAAUGUGCACCAAAUUCGUCUAGGUUUGAUCAACAAAGGAUCGCCAUUACAUGCUUGUUUAUAGAACGUUUUAAGUACCACACAAGUUGUUAAACAAUUUGCUGUAUACUACUGAUAUAUGAAAGUUUAGACAGUUUAUGUGUAUUGAUAGGUAUGUCUAUCUAGAGAGAAAAAUAUUUU